Molecule: messenger RNA, 861 nt
Organism: Candida tropicalis MYA-3404
Lineage: Eukaryota; Fungi; Ascomycota; Pichiomycetes; Serinales; Debaryomycetaceae
Gene: VPS33
Product: tethering complex ATP-binding subunit
Exons: 1
Coding region: 1-861 (286 amino acids)
Source: RefSeq, a predicted model, not a curated record
AUGACAUUAGAUAAGUUUGCAUCGCCAUCACAUCAAUUACUCGAGUUCAAUAACUUGACACUACAAAACUUGUUGGACCAGUUUUCAAAGAUUUAUACGUCUAAUAACUUGCUUGUUUUAGAUCCUGUAUUGUCUCCACUAAUAAAUUUCUUGACUACAUUCACCAAAUUAAAAGAGCAUGGCAAAUUUCAGAACAUAUUAUGGUUGAAUAAUGAAUUAUUGGAAGUUUCAUCCGGGGUCUUGACAAAGUACGCCAGUUUGAUUGUUGUGAUACCGACUGGUUCAAUCGGGAACAUUAGUAUCUUGCAUAAACUAAUACACUCAAAACUGGAUUUGCAUAAUUUGAAGCUUAAUAUUGUUGUUAAAGACUUGGGGAAACCAUUCAUAUAUCAUAUAAACAAACUUUUUAAUGGGAUUGUCAGUUUUGAAAAUAUCUUGGUUCCUGAGAUCAAUACAAAGCCGGUUAAUAUUACAUCGAAGAUUAAGCUUUUCAACUGGGCAACAUAUCCUAUUUAUGCUGAUGGAAUAUUGACUACAGAGAUUAAUAAAUUUGCUGGAUUUGAUGACUAUUUUGAAAGGCCACUUAAGCAAGUAAACCAAUUAGAAAAUGCUUUGAUUAAAUUGUUGUUUAUGGGUAUCACUGAUGAAAAGCAUGAUCAUCUUUUUAAGAUACGUAAUAUCUAUGGUAAAGGAUCUCAUGCAAAGUUGCUCAUUGAUCAAUUACAAAAUUCGAAAAUUCCAGAAUUCUUGAAUGAAAAUAUGACUAAGUUGGAAAUUGAUUUUUACUUGGAUACCCUUCACAGUAAUACAGAUUUGGUUUGUUUUGGAAAGAAAUCUCGAUUUUACACCAUGUGUGUUUAA